GAGUCUCAAAGGAAAAGCAGCCCGCAACAAGGAAACAAGGAAUGUGAUCAAUAGAGCCACAAGGACCUCCCAUCUUCUGUCACUGCUUUUAAAAUAAAUCUAUUUUUGUCAACCAAAGAUUAGUUUUUCUAAGCUAACAUAGUAUUUUACUACUAAGAUUUUCUACACAAAUGCUUUAACUAUUUGUAAUUAAAAAAUAUGUUUUAUGACAAUAAUUUAGUAUGCACUACCUCUCACUGGACAGACUGUUGUUAUUUACAAACUAGCAGUUUCUUGAAGUGUUGAACCUGUCUUACAAGAUGGCUAAAUGGUGCUGGCUGUUUUUGUCAUUCCAGUUUUACUGUCAUCUAACCUGUUUGGUUUCAAAGAGAAUGAAGUGGGUGUUUUCAUUGUGUUUGACUCCUGAAACCAAUAAUGACUUUCUUUAUCAGUUAUAAGGAGCCAUUAGCCUCCAUGUAAAAAGGAUGUCCCUGAUUCACUGAUGUCAGAGCAUUUAAAGAACAAUAAAGGUAUUCAGUAAUGCCUUGUCUUUAAAUACUGAUUUGGUGUGAAUCAAAUAGGUGUAAAUCCUAAAUGAUUUCCAGUGAUAAACCAAUAACCUACAGUGAGCGCGCAUUCGUUGACGUGACUGGAGAGCUCAGCGUGUGCGCGCCCGUGCACGAGUGUCUCUAGACUGAAGCGAUCGUUUUAACGUCCGAUUUUGCCUGAGAAAGAAGUUAAAUAUGGCCUCAAAGAAAAACGAGAAAACUGAUAAAAGUGAGAAGGCUUUAGCUGCGGAGAAGGAACAAUUCGUCAAACUGCAGCUUCAAAGCAUCAACAAAUGCAUCACCAGCGCAGAAGCCCCCAUCAAAGAGAAAUAUGGACGCAAGAUUAUUUUAGGCACACACAAGGAAGGCGGCGCGGUCACGUUCUGGUCUCAUGCCGUGAAUUUGCCACUGUCCAGUAACGCCAUUCUCAGCUGGAAAUUCUGCCACUUGGUGCACAAACUACUACGAGACGGCCACCCGAAUACUCUGCGAGACAGCAGAGGGCAAACGGCAAGCAUCAGGCAAAUGGGAAUGUUAUGGGGGAAUCUACAUGAUAGAUAUGGACAUAUUGUUGCACUCUACACAAAGCUUUUGUGUGUUAAAAUUGAUUUCCAUUUAAAGCUUUUGGAAAUCCCUCCAAAUCUUGAAGCCCCUGAGGAAGUUCUUGAUAAAGCCAUCGCCGUUGACAUCAACAAAGUGUUUGACAUGACAGGGGAAGUUCUUGACUACAUGGAAGCAGCACUAAAACUGCAGGAAACAGUUUUUCGGCAAAUGGAGUCCAAUUCCACCAGUUCUACCACCUUAGUGGGUCAGUGCCGUCUGGCACCGCUGGUUCAGGUUAUCCAGGACUGCGGGCCACUCUACCACUUUCUAGUCAAGCUCCUGUUCAAGCUGCACAGCCGAAUACCAAUGGAUGCUCUGUUAGGACACAGAGAACGAUUUCGUGAGCAGUUCAACAGCCUGACACAGUUUUUUGAGAAAGCAAGAGGGAUAGAGUUUUUUAAAACUAUCAUUCAGAUCCCCGAUCUUCCCGCUGAGCCUCCAAACUUUCUGCGCGCAGCCUCACUCGCAGAUCACGUGAAGCCAGUGGUUGUUCAGAAUCAGGGAAUACCUGACGAUGAUGACACUGACACACAGAUGGACUUCAAUGAAGGACAGUCGUACCAAAUGUAUUAUGGAUUCAACCAGUAUGACCCUACAAGCGAUUUACCAGAGCAAAGACAGACAGAGGCUGAUACACUGAGGAUGGAACUUGAAGUGGUGAAACCAGAACUGGAGCUUGUGAAAGUUGAGGCCCAGCGUGCUGUGGUCUAUUUGAAGACUCAGGUGAAUAAACUGGAAUCUGAGCUUGAAGACCAGCGCACACACAAACAGAUGGCACUGGUGGAGAAUGAACGCCUGCGCAUGGAGGUGGAGACGCUCAGAGCUCAGACCGCAGUCGCAGCCAGCAUUCAGGCCACGGCUGAAGACGCAGGCAGUAGGGCUCAAACAGCACAGAUUAAUUUCACUCGACUCAAAGAAAAGCAUGCCGAGCUGGUCAGCAGACACGCUGAUCUCAUGCGGAAGAAUACAGAAGUGCUGAAGCAGCUCAGCAGCACUCAAAAGGCUCAGGAGGAGCUGGCUGUGGCUAAACAGCAGAUGGCAGUAGAGGUCGAGCAGCUCAGACAGGAGAACAGCACCAAGCUGGAGGCACAGAAAGCAGAGAUUGAAUGUUUGAAGCUCGAGUUACAGACCGGGAAGGCUGAAAUGUCUCAUGUCCAUAAUGCUUUGCAGACCAAGGAGAAGGCUGGAGGCCAGCUGAGCAGUGUGUUAGUGGGUCUGCAAGCAGAGAAGGAGGCACUGAUGCGUACAAUUAGAGAACAGGAAGCUGAAAUCGCUAGCCUGCGUCAGGCCGUCCAGCUCCACCAGACCACUCUACAGCAGGAGAGAGACAGAUAUCAAAGAGAGAUCUCCGCACUACAGAACCAACUACAGGAAAAGCUGUGUCGUGAACAGGAGCAGCAGAUGGAGAUUGAGAAACUGAGACGAGAGCUUGUAGAGAAGCGUGCAGAGGUGCUGCAUGCUCAGAGUGCUCUGAACAAUAAAGAAACUGCUGGAGAUCAGCUGGGCAGUGUUUUAGUGGGUCUGCAGUCAGAGAAAGAGGUUCUUCUGCGCUCAGUGAAGGAACAGGAAGCUGAAAUCACUAACCUGCGUCAGGCUGCUCAACUCCACCAGGCAACUCUCCUACAGGAAAGAGAGAGGGGUCAGAGAGAGAUGGCAUCACUGCACAACCAACUACAGGCAAAGUUUAGUCAGGACUCAGGACUGUUUCAGCAGAGGUUGCAGGAUGAGCAGUUCAGUCUGUUGCAGUGUGCUGUGGUGGAGGCAGAGGGCAUCGUCUUGGACGCCGUCGCCAAACUGGACGAUCCGUUACACGUCCGCUGCAUCAGCACACCAGAUUAUUUGAUCAAUCGGGCUGAGUUGACGUUGGCCUGCAUCGACAAGAUGCAACAGAGUCAUGGUGGAUAUUUGAGGAAUAUGGAUGAUGCGAGUGGUUUGUUGAGAUCAGUUACUCAGUUCUCCCAUCUCAUCUCAGACACUAUUGUUAACGGAGCGGGCACUGCCCACUCAGCACCGACGGACCAAGCAGACCGAUUGACAGAUAACUGUAGGGAUUGUUCCACUCACUGUCUCCAGUUCCUGAAAGAACUCAAGAUGAAGGCCACCCUCCCGAGAGCUGACCCCACUGCUGUCCGCUACGUGGUCCAGCGCAUACUCAAUCAAGGCCAGGACCUGCGACCCAAUGGCGCAGAUGUUCGGAAGGAAGAACUGGCAGAUAUGGUUGAUAUGGAAAUGGCUGCAACUUCCUCUGCCAUUGAAGAGGCUGUGCUGAGAAUGGAUGAAAUUUUGAGCCAGGCAAGGAGAGAUACUUCUGGAGUGAAACUGGAAGUUAACCAAAGCAUCCUUGGCUCCUGUUCGGAUCUAAUGAAGGCGAUACACAUGUUGGUCACAGCCUCCACUGACCUGCAGAGAGACAUUGUGGAAAGUGGCAGGGGUGCUGGAUCCGUCAAAGACUUCUAUGCUAAAAAUUCACGUUGGACUGAAGGUCUCAUCUCUGCGUCAAAGGCUGUAGGAUGGGGUGCCACACAGAUGCUUGAUUCUGCAGAUAAAGUGGUGACUAACGGAGGUAAAUAUGAGGAGCUGAUUGUGUGCUCUCAUGAGAUUGCAGCCAGUACGGCACAGCUCGUCGCUGCCUCAAAGGUAAAGUCAGAUCGAGGCAACAAGAAGCUCCAAACUCUGCAGCAGGCCUCCCGCCAUGUGAACGACAUGGCUGCUCUUGUGGUGACAUCCACCAAGGCAGGACAGAUGCAGAUUGAGGAGAAGAACUCCAUGGACUUUUCAGACAUGUCCCUUAUAAAGCUCAAAACAGAAGAAAUGGAUUCCCAGGUGAAAGUUCUAGAGCUGGAGACACAGCUGGCAAAUGAACGUGUACGGCUGGGAGAACUCAGGAGAAGACACUACGACAUGGGAGGAAUCCCAAUGGACUCGUCUUCCGAUAAAGCAGUGGAUAAUUUUGACAGUUCACUACCUACCCAUUAUCCUGACCCGCCCACAAUGGAACUGCCCAGUUUAGAACCACUCAGACUGGAACCUCAAGCACCUGAGCCCGCUAAAGGCUCUAAACGAACUUCAAUCUUUCAUAAAUCAGGCAGCAUCCUUAAGAAUGCAUUCAGGUAAAAGGAGCCCAAGGUCAAGAUGUAUUAAGAAGAAACCAUCAGAAAUGAAUGUACAUUAUUAUGAAGCAUAGCCCAUUGCAUACUUGAUCAUGGUUUGACAGUGCACUGGGUAAGAUAGAAUAAAAAACAUAAAUAUCACCAAAGAUAUACCAGGAUUAUUUAUAUUACCAUUCACUGAACCACUGAAAUGAAGAUUUACUAUCAGGUAAUUGAUUAUUAUGGACAUUUUUAACUAUGCCUGUGUUAGAUUUGUUUACCAGCACCAUCAAAAUGUGGAUGGCUGGUACCAUAUUGAGGACCUUCAUAGGCCUGUACUGACUGCUGUUAACCUUUGACCUUUUAAAACUAUUCUUAUAAAGUUAUUUCAGCUAUAUGAAGACAAGAACAACACUUGAAAUUGACUCCCUUCAAAAUGUCAUAAGAAUACUAUUAGACCGGUCACCCUCAAAGUAUUCGUUCUGAUGUUUAUUUCUGACUUAACUUCUUUAAAAUGUUUUUACAUUUUAACAUUAUUUACCAUACAGUGAGAGCCACUCCAAAAGGUGGAAGUAGGUUUACUUCAAUAUUUAGGGUCAUUGUCCUGCUGUAACACCCAACUUGUACCGAGCUUCAGCUGGUGCACAGCAACCCUGACAUUAUCCUUAGGAUAUCUUGAUAAACUUGGGAAUUCAUUUUUCCCUCGAUGAUGGCAUGUGGUCAAGGCCCUGAAGCAACAAAGCAGCCCCGAAUCAUGAUUCUCCCUCCACCGUUGGGAUGAUGUUUUCAUGUUGGUAUGUGGUGCCCUUUUUACACCAUACAUAGCUGCGUGUUCUUCACAAAAAAUUCAACCUUAGUUUCAUCCGUCCACAAAACAUUUUCCCAGUUGCGUUGUGGAGUGUCAAGGCGGUCUUUUUCAAACUUCAGGCAUGCAGCAAUGUUUUUGUUGGAAAGCAGCGGCUUCCUUCGUGGUGUCCUGCUAUGGACAACGUGCCUAUUUAAUGUUUUUGGUAUAGCAUACUCAUGAACAGAGAUGUUUAACCAGUUACAAUGAUUCCUUCAUGUCUUCAUCUGUCACUCUAAGGUUCUUUUGUAACUCAUUGAGCAUUCUACAGUGUGUCCUUUGAGUCAUCUUGGCUGGACGGCCACUUCUAGUGAGAGUACCCACAGUACUAAAUGUUCUCCAUUGAUGGACAGUUUGUCUAACUGUGGAAAGAUGAAUAUCUAAGCUUGUCUAGAUAAUUUUAUAACCCUUUCCAGCUUUAUGCAAAGCAAAAAUUCUCAAUCGUCGGAUUUCUAAGAUCUCUUGUUUUGCUAUGCAUGGUCCACAUCAGCAGAUGCUUCUUGUGCAUAGCGAACUCAAAAUGCUUUGAGUGCUUUUAUAAGUCACAGUAUAUCUAACCUACACCUCCAGUCUGGUUAAUUAAUUGGAUGCCAGGAUUGCCAACUCCUGACUCUAAUUAGUUUUUGUUGAUGUCAUAAGCAUAGGGGUUCACAUACUUUUUCCAAAACUGUAAAUGUUUGAAUUGUCUAUUCAAUAUGUACAAGAACAAUACAAUAAUUGCUGUGUUAUUAGUUAAAACAGAUUGUGUUUGUUCAUUAUUGUAACGUAGAUGAAGAUCAAACCAGAUUUUAAGACAAAUGUAAAUAUAAUGCAAGUACUUCCAAAGGGUUCACAUAUUUUUAAUUGCCACUCUAGUAAUAAAACCCUUCUGUAACUGUUGUAUCUUUGCUAUUUUGCAGAAAUGUUGCAGAUUCAGGGAACCCUGUACAAACAUUUACUGCAUGUACCAUAGUUUGUGCUGAAAUACCAUGUUAUUUGUGACAACAGUAAAAUAGUAAUAAAUAAAUA
Messenger RNA from Xyrauchen texanus (razorback sucker), 6071 nucleotides. RefSeq names its product huntingtin-interacting protein 1-related protein (gene hip1ra). Gene Ontology annotation, cellular component: clathrin-coated vesicle; actin cortical patch. The transcript is spliced from 35 exons. The record is from RefSeq and is a predicted model, not a curated record. Gene Ontology annotation, molecular function: phosphatidylinositol-3,4-bisphosphate binding; clathrin light chain binding; phosphatidylinositol-3,5-bisphosphate binding. Gene Ontology annotation, biological process: endocytosis; actin filament organization; clathrin coat assembly. NCBI's taxonomy places the organism in Eukaryota, Metazoa, Chordata, Actinopteri, Cypriniformes, Catostomidae. Bases 723 to 4244 code for a protein of 1173 amino acids.